UCGCGGCUGCGCAGAAACAAGACACGGCAGGCUACCUGGCAUUAGCUCCAGUUUAACAACACUCUACAGUUCAGUAUAAACCUGCUCUUAACUUGUGUCGCUGCCAUGAAGGACGUGUCGGGGUUCCUGAAGCAGCAGCAGAGCAGCAGCUCGACGCCGGAGACGGCGGCGGAGUGGCAUGCGCUGGAGGAUUUAUACAACAAACGAUUGUGGCAUCAGCUGACGCUGAAGUUGACGGACUUUGUGAAAGAUCCUUGCUUCAAAACCGGAGAUGGCCUCAUACAGCUUUAUGAAAAUUUCAUCAGUGACUUUGAUCACAGAAUUAAUCCUCUGUCGCUGGUCGAGAUCAUACUGUAUGUUGCCAGACAGAUGACAGAUCCUAAAGAUGCCAUCACCUUUCUUGAAAAGACCAAAGAAAAGGUGAAAAGCAGCGACGAAGCCGUCAUUCUCUGCAAGACAACCAUCGGCAGUCUAAAGCUGGAAAUCAACGACCUUCCUGCCACAAAGAAACUCAUCGAAGAGGUCGAGGAGUUGCUGAACAACUUACCGGGGGUGACGUCGGUCCACGGGCGGUUUUAUGACCUCUCUAGCAAAUAUUACCGCAUCAUCGGGAACCACGCCUCCUACUACAAGGACGCGCUGCGCUACCUGGGAUGUGUGGACAUCAAAGACCUUCCAGAAACGGAGAAGCAGGAGAGGGCGUUCACUCUCGGCCUGGCGGGACUCUUGGGAGAAGGAGUUUACAACUUUGGAGAGCUGCUGAUGCAUCCGGUGUUGGAGUCUCUCAGGAACACGGACAAACAGUGGCUCAUCGACACACUCUACGCCUUCAACGGAGGAAAUGUGGAGAAGUUCCAGGGCUUCAAGUCUGCAUGGGGCCAGCAGCCGGACCUGGCAGCACAUGAAGCUAAGCUGAUGCAGAAGAUCCAGCUGCUCUGUGUGAUGGAGAUGACCUUCACUCGUCCUGCAAACCACCGACAGCUGACCUUCACCGAGAUCGCUCAGAGCGCCAAAAUCCCCGUCAACGAGGUGGAGCUGCUGGUGAUGAAGGCUCUGUCCGUGGGCCUGAUUAAAGGGAACAUCGAUGAGGUGGACCAGAAGGUCCAGAUGACCUGGGUUCAGCCCAGGGUCCUGGACCUGCAGCAGAUCAAAGGUAUGAAGGAGCGGCUGGACUUCUGGUGCGGAGACGUGAAAAACAUGGCCAUGCUGGUGGAGCAGCAGGCCCACGACAUCCUCACCUGAGCAGCUGUCCUGCCAGUCCACAGAGAGAAACCUUGUACAUUUCUGUUUUUUGUUUCUUACGUUACUGUCAUCAAUCUCUUCUGUUUUACACAUUCAUGACAUGCUCACAAAAUGGACCGGACUCUAUUAAUAAAAAGAAAAAAGCCCCAUGAA
Cololabis saira (Pacific saury) is the source of this 1395-nucleotide messenger RNA. It is a transcript of the gene psmd13, whose product is annotated as proteasome 26S subunit, non-ATPase 13. Gene Ontology annotation, cellular component: cytosol; proteasome regulatory particle, lid subcomplex; nucleus. NCBI's taxonomy places the organism in Eukaryota, Metazoa, Chordata, Actinopteri, Beloniformes, Belonidae. Gene Ontology annotation, biological process: ubiquitin-dependent protein catabolic process. Bases 106 to 1242 code for a protein of 378 amino acids. Gene Ontology annotation, molecular function: structural molecule activity. The transcript is spliced from 13 exons. The record is from RefSeq and is a predicted model, not a curated record.